CGAAUCUGAUGCACUUUCAAGUUGGGCUACAAUUGUUCAGAGGUAUAUAUACAGUUGGUGCCUACUCCGUAUUUGUGCUCUCUGCGAGAAUCUUUGAAUCGCCCAGUCGAUCAAUCCCUCCGAAUCACAAUCAUCAACACUGCCUCGAAGAAGCUCGAUCGCGCUUCGCUCGCAUUCGCUUUGAUCUCUUCCACCGAUAAGCUCGUCGGACUCUCUCUCUCUCUCUCUGUGAUGGACGGCGUUAUUGACCGGAGCUCCGAUGAGCGACCGACGGUCUUGGUCACCAACGACGACGGCAUCGACGCUCCUGGCUUGCGCGCUCUGGUUCGCGCCCUCGUCUCCGCCGACAGAUUCCACGUCCGAGUCUGCGCUCCCGAUUCGGAAAAGUCUGCUGUGAGUCAUAGCAUCACAUGGCGUCAUCCUAUAGCUGUUAAGCGAGUAGAUAUCGAUGGCGCGGAAGCCUUUGCGGUCUCUGGAACUCCAGCGGAUUGUACUUCUUUGGGAAUCUCUAAUGCAAUCUUUUCUUCGAUUCCUGACCUGGUACUCAGUGGUAUUAACAAGGGCAGCAACUGUGGUUAUCACACAGUUUACUCUGGAACUGUAGCUGGCGCUCGUGAGGCCUUCUUUAAUGGUGUUCCUUCUGUCUCAAUGUCAUAUGACUGGGUUGGAGGUAAAAGCAAGGUUGAUGACUUCACUCUUGCCGCUGAGGCUUGUCUACCUAUAAUAGGUGCAAUACUCCAUAGGAUCAGAAACCACAGUUAUCCGAAUGGUUGUUUUCUGAAUGUAGAUCUACCAACAGAUAUUGCAAACCACAAGGGGUAUAAGCUGACUGACCAGGGUAGAAACUUUUUCGUGAUGGGAUGGAGACUGGUGUCCUCAGAAAAGCAAGGUGGACAAAUGUUGUCGACAAUGACUAUGGAUAAAGAUGUAGCAGAUUUGCCUGAUAUGGAUGCAUCAACUAUCUCAGCAGAACAUCGUCUGUUCAAGAGAGAAGUAAGGAAAUCUCAAGUUGAUGACAGCGAUAUGGACCACCACUCUCUUCAAGAAGGAUAUAUUACCGUUACUCCUCUGGGUGGCCUUUCUCCUGCUGAGAAAGAAUUUCAGGCCUUCUUUAAAGAUUGGCUGCCAAGUUUAUCUGAACGCCCCUGUUCAUCAGCCUUAUAGUUCUCCAAUUUCCAUGUGUUGCUGAUUUUCUCCUAGAAGUAGAUUAUAUUCAUAAAAAUGGAUCUUCGCCGAUAAGAUUCGGUGGUUUCCAUUCAAAGCACCUUGAAGCUCUAUAAUCAGCUUAUUCUGCUUCCAGUUUCAUAUGAUGUGUGUGGAUGAUGCUCAUCAGUGUCAGCUACCUUUCUAUUUGGAAUAAUGUAAUAGCUACUUACCUC
Rhodamnia argentea is the source of this 1379-nucleotide messenger RNA. Its product is annotated as 5'-nucleotidase SurE-like. The transcript is spliced from 10 exons. The record is from RefSeq and is a predicted model, not a curated record. The coding region runs from base 232 to 1164 and encodes 310 amino acids. Gene Ontology annotation, cellular component: cytosol. Gene Ontology annotation, molecular function: nucleotidase activity. Lineage: Eukaryota; Viridiplantae; Streptophyta; Magnoliopsida; Myrtales; Myrtaceae.